Molecule: messenger RNA, 3542 nt
Organism: Diorhabda carinulata
Lineage: Eukaryota; Metazoa; Arthropoda; Insecta; Coleoptera; Chrysomelidae
Product: GATA-binding factor 5-B-like
Exons: 7
Coding region: 74-1366 (430 amino acids)
Biological process (GO): negative regulation of transcription by RNA polymerase II; cell fate commitment; positive regulation of transcription by RNA polymerase II
Molecular function (GO): DNA-binding transcription factor activity, RNA polymerase II-specific; RNA polymerase II cis-regulatory region sequence-specific DNA binding; zinc ion binding
Source: RefSeq, a predicted model, not a curated record
GCAGUACUCGAACGCGCGUGUACCAUUUCAACAUUAAAUAUCGAAUUUAAUUAUGAUUUAAACGUUUUGCCAUAUGGACACGAAAGACGAUCAACAAAAUUCGCCUAAAAAGGUGGAUUCGAAAGAAGAAUCGAACGAGGCGGAUCGAGAGCAAUCGACACCAGGACCCGGAGUAAUACGAAGAAAUUUCAUAACAACUUCCGGUACUAUAGUGGAAACGAGCGAAGAACAACCACCGGAACCCACCACCGAGGAAGUAGUAAAUACUACGGGGUGUAAUUCGAACGAACAAAGUCCGACAAACGUAAUCGUCGAUAUGCCGGCAGAGAAUUUUCAAAAUACGACUUACGGUCAAGAUUUGGAAUACGCCACUUUGAAUAUCGAAGGGAACGUGGUACCAAUAGCGGUGACAACUAAUAUAGAACAAACCGGCGACUACGCCAACCUCCAAACGGCUCAAUACAACAACGGUUACAGCGACGCCACCCAGUAUCUAACCCAACAACAAUACAAUAAUUUGUACAUGGAAAGAAACAGUGUCGGAAGCUCUUCUCCGAACGCCGUUUUAUACAGGGAAGAUCCGAAUUUGGCCGCAAAUCGAUAUCAAGGCAACUACGACGGCGCCCAGUCCCAAAUCAAUUUGAUAUCCGCUUCGGGGGAGACUUACUACACCGGUACUUGGCCUUCGACGAGCAGCGGUACUUACCACCAACAAUACGGUAACAACCCCAUACCGCAGGCAGAUAGUACCCAACCUUACGGGGGUUUAUUUGUUAAUUCGUCGUGGUCUUCUGGUAGUUUAGACGAGGGACGUCCGCCGCCGGGUCAAGAGGUACUAGUUAAAGAAUGCGUUAAUUGUGGGGCUAGUGUCACACCCCUUUGGCGUAGGGACGGUACGGGGCAUUAUCUGUGCAACGCUUGCGGUUUGUACCACAAAAUUAACGGGGUGCAUAGACCCCCCAUUAGGCCCAACAAAAAACCACAGGCGACCGGAAAUCGUAGGAACGGCGUCACUUGUGCCAAUUGUAAGACAAAUAAUACAACUUUAUGGAGGAGGAACAACCAAGGAGAGCCGGUUUGCAACGCUUGCGGCCUCUACUUCAAAUUACAUAACGUUAACAGACCUAUCAGUAUGAAAAAAGACGGUAUCCAGACCCGUAAGAGGAGACCGAAAAAUUCUGGGGGAAGUCAAGCCGUUUCCGGUCAUAUGAGAUUAGGUAGCGUCAUCUCUGCAUAUCCCUACCAAAACAAUCCAGAGCUGGACUUACAAGAUCAAUACCAAGUACCAAUAAGCCUGUACCAACCGCCACCCGGACCUGUGCAAUACCGACAAUUCAAUUCCGACAACCUCAGAAGCCUAAAGUAAGUACCAUGCGCAGCCGCUACAACCGAUAAUCCCCGCGGAAGACGAACAAACCAGCGUGAUAACCUCGACUUCACAACAAGCCAGAUUCAGACAGGAAGUCGAAGAUGACGAAAGCAACGGAAAUCCUCAUUCGAAUGCCUAACGAACUUAUUCUAGUAAAGAUGCUCGUUAAUCCUGCAUUACGGAAUUCAUCUUGUUUGUCCUAUAUAAAAAAAUGAGCAUAUUGUUGGAAUACGAAUGGAAUUUGUUCGCUAGAUGACGUAAUUCGAAAAAUUAUCCACUUAAAAUGAAAAAAACGAUUGUUUUUAAUAAUAAUCAUCAGAUGAGUUUAGAGAUGCUCAAAAAACGAUACCACGUUACAAUAAGAUGGUUUUUAAGACUCUCUAAUCGGUUUUUUUGGAGGGAUUUAGUAUUUUUAUGAAUAUUAAUGUCUUUGACAAAAUUUGAAUACUCGAAAUGUUCUAUAAAACAUUUGAGCCUCCACAUAAAGAUUUCUAGAAUUUUUAGUGCCAUUUCAGAAUUCUUAUAGAGAUUUAUCGUAUUUUUAGAGUCAUUUGGGGCAAAUUAUGAGAAUCUAUAGAGUUUUUAGAGUCAUUUGAACCUUCCUAUAAAGAUUUAAAGUAUAUUCAGAGUUAUUUCAGCAUUCUUAGAAGAUCUAUUGUAUUUGUAGAUUCAAUUGAGGCUAUUUAUGAGAAUCCAUAGUAUUUUCAGAUUCAAUUGAGGCUAUUUAUGAGAAUCUAUAGAGUUUUUAGAGUCAUUUGAGCCUUUCUAUAAAGAUUCAAAGUAUAUUCAGAGUCAUUUCAGCAUUCUUAGAAGAUUUAUUGCAUUUGUAGAUUCAAUUGUGGCUAUUUAUGAGAAUCUAUAGAUAUUUUCGAGUCAUUUGAGCCUUUCUAUAAAGAUUCAAAGUAUUUUUAGAGUCAUUUCAGCAUUCUUAGAAGAUUUAUUGCAUUUGUAGAUUCAAUUGAGGCUAUUUAUGAGAAUCCAUAGAUAUUUUUAGAUUCAUUUGAGGCUAUUUAUGAGAAUCUAUAGAGUUUUUAGAGUCAUUUGAGCCUUUCUAUAAAGAUUCAAAGUAUAUUCAGAGUCAUUUCAGCAUUCUCAGAAGAUUUAUUGCAUUUGUAGAUUCAAUUGUGGCUAUUUAUGAGAAUCUAUAGAUAUUUUCGAGUCAUUUGAGCCUUUCUAUAAAGAUUCAAAGUAUUUUUAGAGUCAUUUCAGCAUUCUUAGAAGAUUUAUUGCAUUUGUAGAUUCAAUUGAGGCUAUUUAUGAGAAUCCAUAGAUAUUUUUAGAUUCAUUUGAGGCUAUUUAUGAGAAUCUAUAGAGUUUUUAGAGUCAUUUGAGCCUUUCUAUAAAGAUUCAAAGUAUAUUCAGAGUCAUUUCAGCAUUCUCAGAAGAUUUAUUGCAUUUGUAGAUUCAAUUGUGGCUAUUUAUGAGAAUCUAUAGAUAUUUUCGAGUCAUUUGAGCCUUUCUAUAAAGAUUCAAAGUAUUUUUAGAGUCAUUUCAGCAUUCUUAGAAGAUUUAUUGCAUUUGUAGAUUCAAUUGAGGCUAUUUAUGAGAAUCCAUAGAUAUUUUUAGAUUCAAUUGUGGCUAUUUAUGAGAAUCUAUACAUCUUUUACAAAAAUUUGAGCCUUCUUAUAAAGAUUUAAAGUAUUUUCAGAGUCAUUUCAGCAUACUUAGAAGAUUUAUCGUAUUUUUAGAGUCAUUUGAGGUAAUUUAUGAGAAUCUAUAGAGUUUUUAGAGUCAUUUGAGCCUUUCUAUAAAGAUUUAAAGUAUUUUCAGAGUCAUUUCAGCAUUCUUAGAAGAUUUAUCGUAUUUUUAGAUUCAAUUGAGGCUAUUUAUGAGAAUCUAUAGAGUUUUUAGAGUCAUUUGAAACCGUUCAUAUACAGAAAAAAAAGUAUCAUUUGUCAAAAAAGAAAACAGAUUCCACAAUUAUUCUAUAGGUUUAUUAAGUUGAAUUCGUUAUAGAGAAACGAUAGUUUCGAGCCCGAAUCAUCAUCAUCAUGUCAUUUUAAGUGGAUUAACUUCGUAUUACUUUAUAUUAAAACUGUGAUAUUGGGUGUUUAGGUAGUCAGUUGUGUGCCGCUUCAGCAUAGAUUUUUCGUCUAUAUUAUUUAUUUAUGUUGUUUGUAAAAUUUUUACUAUUGUGUAUGAUAGAAAUAAUCGUAAUAAAAUGUUUUUUUUU